Molecule: messenger RNA, 1508 nt
Organism: Oncorhynchus tshawytscha (Chinook salmon)
Lineage: Eukaryota; Metazoa; Chordata; Actinopteri; Salmoniformes; Salmonidae
Product: E3 ubiquitin-protein ligase TRIM35
Exons: 6
Coding region: 97-1338 (413 amino acids)
Source: RefSeq, a predicted model, not a curated record
UAAAAUUGGGAACACUAACUAAAUCAUAAUAACAAAACAGUCAAUAAAAUACAUCAAUACAAUACAUGUUCAUCAUCAGCUAAUCAGCAGGCUGGGAUGGUGCUGAAAAGGAAACGCGCAGUCCUGCAGUGGAUCAGGUCCAAUUUAGACCAUUAUAGAGAAACAAGUUUGACGGAUUCAGAAAAAUGGCUUGCGAAUCGACUCUCCCAGAGGAGGAUCUAUCCUGUCCUGUGUGCUGUGACAUCUUCAAGGAUCCUGUUCUCCUGUCUUGUAGUCACAGCUUCUGUAAAGCCUGUCUGCAGGAAUUCUGGAAAGAGAAGGAAUGGCAGGAGUGUCCAGUUUGCAGGAGAAGAUCAUCAAGGUCUGAGCCUCCCAAUAACCGGGCUCUUAAGAACCUAUGUGAGGCCUUACAGGAAACUCACUUGUGAUAAAACAGCACAGCAUAUCAAGAGCCAGGCUGAGGACACAGAGAGAACGAUUAAGGAUGGCUUUAACCGGGUUCACCAGUUUCUACGAAAGGAGGAGGAGGCCAAGAUAGCUGCCCUGAGGGAGGAAGAGGAGCAGAAGAGUCAGAUGAUGAAGGUGAAGAUUGAAGAGAUGAGUGGACAGAUAUCAUCACUUUCAGACACAAUCAAAGCCAUAGAGAAAGAGCUGGAAGCUGAAGACAUCUCAUUCCUGCAGAACUACAAUGCCACAAUGAAAAGAACCCAGUGCCCACUGCCUGAUCCUGUGAGGGUUUCAGGAGCGCUGAUAGAUGUGGCAAAACACCUGGGCAACCUCAUGUUCAGAAUCUGGGAGAAGAUGAAGGAGAUUGUUCAAUACACGCCGGUGGUUCUGGACCCUAAUACUGUACACUCAAAGGUACUCUGUUCCAUGACCUGGAUGGGGUAUGAUGAUUGCUUUGGAUGGGGUGGUGAGUUCCAGCAGCAUCCUGACAACCCAGAGAGGUUAGCCCAGGGAUGGGCCAUGGGCUCUGAGGGCUUUACCUCAGGGACACACAGCUGGGACAUUGAGAUUGAUGACGAGUAUUGGUUUGCAGGUGUGGCCACUGAGUCUGUCAAUAGGUCUGAUCCUAGAGAUGAAGUCUGGGGUGUUAGCCAUGUUGAUAGUUUUAAUACAGAUUAUAAGGAAGACUUUGAUUAUGUAUAUAAAGUAAGUUACCCAAAUACUGAAACCAUUUACCUCCCCACGAGACACAACUCCAGAGUUAAGGACAGGAUCAGAGUUCAGCUGGACAGGGACAGAGGAGAGCUAUCAUUCUACGACAUUGAUAAUAACACACAUAUAUAUACACACACACACACGCAUUCACUGGGAGAAUAUUUCCAAUUUUUUUAGUGCGUAACGGUCUGACGAUUUUACCAGUGAGGGCCUCUAUAACAGUGGAACAGCACAUUUAGGGCUGCCGGAAAACGUGUGGUGAGCUGGCCUUCACCCCAGUCUGUUUCAUCGGGUUUCGCAACACCCUACUACUGUUAAUUUGAAAUAAUAAAAAUAUUGACAAAGUG